Molecule: messenger RNA, 2358 nt
Organism: Hermetia illucens (black soldier fly)
Lineage: Eukaryota; Metazoa; Arthropoda; Insecta; Diptera; Stratiomyidae
Product: transmembrane protease serine 9-like
Exons: 6
Coding region: 32-2317 (761 amino acids)
Biological process (GO): proteolysis
Molecular function (GO): serine-type endopeptidase activity
Source: RefSeq, a predicted model, not a curated record
ACAACAGGGGUUGAACAUACUCGGUUUCACAAUGGCCAAGUUAGCAAUCGUUGCAUUAUUCGGACUCUUCCUUGUUCCAACUUUGGCAUUCGAUCCAAGGAUUGUCGGUGGAAAAACCGCUUCCGCUGGACAAUUUCCUUAUCAAGUUGCAUUGAAGAGGAGUGGAUCCUUCCUCUGUGGUGGAUCUAUCAUUUCAAGUACUUUCAUCUUAACUGCUGCUCAUUGUGUUGUUGAUGAAAAUAACAAUGUCUACGCCGCAUCACUCUUUACCGUCGUUGCUGGAACCCUUAACUACAAUAGUGGUGGAGUAUCGAAAACUGGCAAGAAGAUCUAUGUCCACGAAAGCUACGGAAACUUCAAAAAUGAUAUUGCACUCAUCGAAUUGAGUUCUGCUUUUACCUUCUCCACCACCAUUCAACCGAUUUCACUUGCCACUUCCGCUCCACCCACUGGUGCUUCCAUUGUCAUCUCUGGUUGGGGACGUUUGACCACCUCAGGAUCCCUCCCAAGUCAACUUCAAUAUAACACUUUGUCAGCUGCUUCCGUCUCUGCUUGCGCAUCCAGUGGUGUUAACUACGGUGGAUUGCUUUGCUUGACUCACUCCUCAGGAAAUGGUGCUUGCAAUGGUGACUCUGGUGGACCAGCUACCUACAAUGGCAAGAUUGUUGGUGUUGCUAACUUCGUUGUUGGAGGCUGUGGAACCUCAUACCCAGAUGGUUAUGCCUUGGUUCCAUAUUUCUACAACUGGAUCGCUGCCGGGGUUAACAUUGGAACAUUACAACAGGGGUUGAACAUACUCGGUUUCACAAUGGCCAAGUUAGCAAUCGUUGCAUUAUUCGGACUCUUCCUUGUUCCAACUUUGGCAUUCGAUCCAAGGAUUGUCGGUGGAAAAACCGCUUCCGCUGGACAAUUUCCUUAUCAAGUUGCAUUGAAGAGGAGUGGAUCCUUCCUCUGUGGUGGAUCUAUCAUUUCAAGUACUUUCAUCUUAACUGCUGCUCAUUGUGUUGUUGAUGAAAAUAACAAUGUCUACGCCGCAUCACUCUUUACCGUCGUUGCUGGAACCCUUAACUACAAUAGUGGUGGAGUAUCGAAAACUGGCAAGAAGAUCUAUGUCCACGAAAGCUACGGAAACUUCAAAAAUGAUAUUGCACUCAUCGAAUUGAGUUCUGCUUUUACCUUCUCCACCACCAUUCAACCGAUUUCACUUGCCACUUCCGCUCCACCCACUGGUGCUUCCAUUGUCAUCUCUGGUUGGGGACGUUUGACCACCUCAGGAUCCCUCCCAAGUCAACUUCAAUAUAACACUUUGUCAGCUGCUUCCGUCUCUGCUUGCGCAUCCAGUGGUGUUAACUACGGUGGAUUGCUUUGCUUGACUCACUCCUCAGGAAAUGGUGCUUGCAAUGGUGACUCUGGUGGACCAGCUACCUACAAUGGCAAGAUUGUUGGUGUUGCUAACUUCGUUGUUGGAGGCUGUGGAACCUCAUACCCAGAUGGUUAUGCCUUGGUUCCAUACUUCUACAAUUGGAUUGCUGCCAGGGUUAACAUAGACGUGAUGGGUUUGAACAAAUUCGGUUUGACAAUGGCCAAGUUAGCAAUCGUAGCGUUAUUCGGACUCUUCCUUGUUCCAGCCUUGGCAUAUGAUCCAAGGAUUGUCGGUGGAAAAGCCGCUUCCUCUGGACAGUUCCCAUACCAAGUUGCAUUGAAGAGGAGUGGAUCUUUCCUUUGUGGUGGAUCCAUCGUUUCAAGUACUUUCAUCUUGACUGCCGCUCACUGUGUUGUUGAUGGAAAUAACAAACCCUAUUCUGCAUCAACCUACACUGUCAUUGCUGGAACCACUAACUACAAUAGUGGUGGAGUAUCCAAGACUGGCAAGACGAUCUACGUCCACGAGAGCUAUGGCAACUUCAAAAAUGACAUUGCCCUCAUCGAAUUGAGUUCUGCUUUCACCUUCUCCAACACCAUCCAACCAAUUUCUCUUGCCACUUCUGCUCCACCAACUGGUGCUUCCAUUGUCAUCUCUGGAUGGGGACGUCUCUCCACUUCAGGAUCCCUUCCAAGUCAACUUCAAUAUAACACUUUGUCAGCUGCUUCCGUCUCUGCUUGCGCAUCCAGUGGUGUUAACUACGGUGGAUUGCUUUGCUUGGCUCAUUCAUCAGGACACGGUGCUUGCAACGGUGACUCUGGUGGCCCAGCUACCUACAAUGGCAAGAUCGUUGGUGUUGCUAACUUCGUUGUUGGAGGCUGCGGAACCUCGUAUCCAGAUGGUUAUGCCAUGGUUUCCUACUUCCACAGCUGGAUUACCGCCAGGGUUAAGUAAUUCUAAUAAUACAAAAAUCAAUAAAUGUCCUGAGCAAUAAA